Drosophila bipectinata is the source of this 1361-nucleotide messenger RNA. RefSeq names its product sickle (gene skl). The record is from RefSeq and is a predicted model, not a curated record. Lineage: Eukaryota; Metazoa; Arthropoda; Insecta; Diptera; Drosophilidae.
CCCUCCUAGAGUUCACAUCCUGGAAAAGCAGAAAAUAUUCCGGAAAGCAGACCAAACUGUGAAGUAAAAAUUUCGACGUAAUUUUUGUCAAGAGAACUCAACCCGAAAAUAUGGCAAUCCCGUUCUACGAAGAUGAGCACGUCUCCAAGUCUGAACCAAGUGGCGACCAGGUUGAUAGCCCCAUGGCGUAUGCUAUCGAUCCUGGACACGAUCAAGUGGACUUCGAAGGACCUCCCGCACCUCCUGCAGAGGAGACAGCCCCCGCAACAGGAGCAACAAGUGAACCGGUGGCGCCUGCUGCCGCGCCGAGUGCCGAGGAACAACUACUGGCCUGGAAAAUCCUGGCACUCACCAUGUGCAAGGUCCUAAAGCAGUUCUACCAACAGCACAAGCAGCAGGCGGGAAAAUCCAGUAAAUUAAGUGCCACCGUUCAAAUCCAGCCGCAGGCGCAGUAAAAAUGUAAAUCAAAUAGGACGAGGCACCAACUAAAGCUCCUAAAAGCGCAACUUGUGAUUACUUUACGUUGGUGAGAACUAGCGCAGCCCCCCCAAAAAUCCCUAGAGGAGAGAUCGGAGAAUGAGAGAGAGAGCGAGACAGUGACAGAGAAAUGUGAAUCAAUUUCCCAAGGAAAAACCCAUAAAAAUGAAUAUUUUUUUAUACUCGUACUUUCUUUGAUGGAAAUUAUUCCCGCCCAUUGUAUCUUUAUUGCCGUCGCGACUUUUAACUUUAAACACUUUGGAUAAGCGCAAAUGUGAUAAAUGAUUUUGCUAAAAAUAUUUCCUGCCCAAAAUAUUUUUGUACUAAAAUUAUUUAAGUUAAUCGAACUAAUUUAACUAAUUCAGUUAGGUUCACUAAGAAGGUCGGCCCAGUGCAAGAGUAAUGAACAGAGCAAGCCCACAAAUUCUGGAAUUAUAUAUACAAACAAAAUUUUGAAAGCAGCAGCUAGUUUUCAAAACGAAACCAACGUAGUUAAUAAGCCAAUCUUUUCUAUAUACUAUAAAUAUCUACAAGUAGUUACGAUGACUUUUUACAAACAACUCUCUUGGUGUCUAUUUUAAUGGGGAUACAAUUUUCAACUUCCUAGGUAGAAUGCUUUUUCGAUAUUAGCUAAUAAUUACGGGAAUAUAUUUUUCAAAAUACAAAAAUAUAUAUUUUUAUAUUUACUUUGCUCUAGAACUGUAAGUCGUGUGUGUGUCAAUUUAGUUGAUAAAUUAUUAUAUAAGCAAUAUAUGUCUAGAAAGUCAAGAUUAUAUGAAGUAAAGAUGCAUUUUCGCAUCACGAGCAUAAACAUAGUACAAGUUCAAAAGUAGAAAUAUUUACAUCCGUAAUUAACCCAAGAAAUAAAAUAAACUACAAUACUG